Molecule: messenger RNA, 1836 nt
Organism: Varanus komodoensis (Komodo dragon)
Lineage: Eukaryota; Metazoa; Chordata; Lepidosauria; Squamata; Varanidae
Gene: F12
Product: coagulation factor XII
Exons: 14
Coding region: 12-1787 (591 amino acids)
Biological process (GO): blood coagulation; zymogen activation
Cellular component (GO): rough endoplasmic reticulum
Molecular function (GO): calcium ion binding; serine-type endopeptidase activity
Source: RefSeq, a predicted model, not a curated record
CGGGCACCGCCAUGACAUCUCUGCUGCUGCUGCUGCCACUGUUUGUGGUUCUUCUGAGUCCAGGAGAGUCAUUCCAGGGGCGGCAUCACAAGCCACGCAAGGACCAUUAUGAAGAGGAAGAAUCCAGUGAGGAGCUCUGCCAUUUCCCUUUCCGUUUCCAGCGAAAAAUGCACCAUGCCUGCCACUCCGGUACCUAUCAUCCUAAACUCUGGUGCGCCACCACAGAGAACUAUGACCGAGACCAAAAAUGGAGAUACUGUGGGAAAAGUGAAAGGCCAAGAGGACACUGUGACUCUAACCCAUGCCAGAACAAUGGUGUCUGUGAAGCUCGGCAAAAUGGGUUCCGUUGCUCCUGUGCCCCCGGUUACCAUGGGAAACGCUGUGAGAGAGAAGACUGCUUUGGAGCACGAAGACAGCUACACAUUGGCAGGAAGGACAGCUGGAUGCGGUUCCAUCAACCUACGAGACUGGAGGAGUGCCACUGCAGUAAAAAGAAGAUCCAGUGCAAGGCUGUUCAUGGAAAGGCAUGUGCAAGAAAUCCCUGCUUGAAUGGAGGCCACUGCUUAGAGCAGAAAGAUGGCUGGGUCUGCGCUUGUCCUGAAGGCUUUUCUGGACCACUGUGUGGCAUAGACCACAAUCAGACCUGCUACAGUGGGAAUGGGCACUCAUACCGAGGCAUGGUCCAGAGCAGUCGCUCAGGGAUCCCCUGCCUGCCCUGGGACUCCCCCAUCCUGCUUCAAGAGUUCUCCAGCAAUUUCCCCAGAGCAUCCAGCUUGGGUCUGGGGGAACACAACUUCUGCAGAAACCCAGACAGCGACAGCCAGCCGUGGUGCUACGUGCUGCAAGAGGGGCACCUCACCUGGGAGUUCUGCAAUGUCACUCGCUGCCAAGCCCAGCCUGCAGGCACCACAGCAUCCCCUCCAGUAAUAACUGUUCAGCAUGUAAGGGACUCAGCACCAGUCGUUACCACUAACUUGACCCAGACUGUAACUAGGUCUGUCCCGGCUGCAGCUUGUGGGAAGCGUUAUACCAAGGUCACCUCUUCACGUUCCCGUGUAGUGGGGGGUAUGGUGGCGCUUGCUGGUUCCCACCCCUACAUGGCCGCCAUAUUCAUCGGGGAGCAGUUCUGUGGAGGGAGCCUCAUCAGCUCCUGCUGGGUCCUGACUGCUGCGCAUUGUUUCGAGAACAGGCCCAAUGUGUCCUUGAUUUCCGUGGUGCUGGGCCAUACUCUCUACAACCCCAACACCGUAGGCUCCACGAAAGUCCGAGUACAGAAUUACCUGCUGCAUGAGAAUUAUUCUGUGAUUAACAAGCACCAUGACAUUGCACUGGUGCGGUUGAAGGAGGACAAGGAGAAGGCACCAGGGCACUGUGUUGAAUUUUCACGCUACAUUUCCCCCGUUUGCUUGCCCAGUUUGAACAAGACAGCACUUAACAUUAGCGAGGAAUGCCAGAUUGCUGGAUGGGGGUAUAUGUACGAAGGAGCCACCCAUCUCGCUAAGAAUCUGCAGGAGGCACACGUGCCUAUUAUGCCUGAGAAGGAGUGCCGUUCUGCCAAGGUGCUUGGGAACCACAUUGCAGAAGGCAUGCUAUGUGCUGGAUACCUGGACGGAAGAGCUGAUGCAUGCCAGGGAGAUUCCGGUGGGCCCCUGGUGUGCGAGGAGCAAGGCAGGGCCACCCUCCGCGGCAUUGUCAGCUGGGGCUUGGGGUGUGCACAGAUGAACAAGCCUGGGGUCUACACCAAUGUUACUCACUACCUUGACUGGAUCCAAAGUAAGGUUCAUUAGCAAUCCUGUGAGUACAAUUCCUCUACAAUAAAACCCCAAGAUGUCCGUC